Molecule: messenger RNA, 3279 nt
Organism: Apiotrichum porosum
Lineage: Eukaryota; Fungi; Basidiomycota; Tremellomycetes; Trichosporonales; Trichosporonaceae
Exons: 10
Coding region: 1-3279 (1092 amino acids)
Biological process (GO): nucleosome organization; regulation of transcription by RNA polymerase II
Cellular component (GO): nucleus; chromatin
Molecular function (GO): nucleosome binding; DNA binding; histone binding
Source: RefSeq, a predicted model, not a curated record
AUGAACCCGCUCCUUGCGGCGGCGAACGCGGCCGGUAACGUCGACGAUGACAAGCUCUCCGACUAUGUCCCCGACAGCCGUGACCUGUCAAUGUCGCGUGCGGCAUCGGCAACUGGCUCGGACGUGCACCACAUCAACACCCGCCCCCAGACUCCGGUGUCCGAUGAGGAGGACGGCGAGGACGAGCUUGGUUCUGACGAGGACUUUGACGAGGAUGCCAUUGCUGGCGGCUCGACCAAGAUGACCGCUUCCGCCAAGCGCCGCGCCGAUGCCGCAACCAGCCGCAAGGCUGCCACUGAGGCUCGCAAGCACCAGAUUGGAGAGAUUAGCAAGAAGAGGAACGCAAUUGAGGAGGCCAAGCUCGCCGACUCGAUGAAGCGCUUCAACUACCUUCUUGGCCAGACUGAGCUGUUCCAGCACUUUAUUGACCUCAAGCGCCAAAGGGAGCCCGAAUUUGCGGCCAUGAUCGAUGCCCAGCUCGCCACCACCACGGCCAAGGGCAAGAAGAAGGCAGCUGACAACCGUCACCGCAAGUCGGAGAAAGAGGAGGAUGAGGAGCUGCUCAAGGACGAGGAGGCUGAGGAUGAGCCGUUUGUUUUCGAGGAGAGCCCACCAUACGUUAAGGGAGGCAAGAUGAGAGAUUACCAGGUCCAGGGUCUCAACUGGAUGGUGUCGCUGCAUCACAACGGUAUCAACGGGAUUCUUGCAGACGAAAUGGGUCUUGGAAAGACGCUCCAGACCAUCUCCUUCCUCGGCUACCUCAAGUUCCACCGCGGAACCGCUGGCCCUCACCUCAUCGUCGUCCCCAAGUCGACUCUUGACAACUGGGCGCGUGAGGUGAACCGCUGGGUUCCCGGCUUCCGUGUUCUUAUUCUCCAGGGCACCAAGGAGGAGCGUGCCGAGCUCAUCAGCCAAAAGAUCCUCACCCAGCAGUUUGACGUGCUCAUCACGUCGUACGAGAUGUGUUUGCGUGAAAAGUCGACCCUCAAAAAGUUCUCUUGGGAGUACAUUAUCAUCGACGAGGCCCACCGUAUCAAGAACGUCGACUCGCUUCUGAGCCAGAUCAUUCGCACGUUUGUCUCGCGUGGUCGCCUUCUCAUUACCGGUACCCCUCUGCAGAACAACCUCCACGAGCUCUGGGCCCUCCUCAACUUUAUUCUCCCCGAUGUCUUUUCGUCUAGCGAGGACUUUGACGCCUGGUUCAAGUCCAAGGAGAGCGAUGAGCCCGACGCGAUUGUCAAGCAGCUGCACAAGGUGCUCCGUCCCUUCCUCCUCCGUCGUGUCAAGGCCGACGUCGAGCACUCGCUUCUGCCCAAGAAGGAGAUCAACCUGUACGUCGGCAUGACCGACAUGCAGCGCAAGUGGUACCGCAUGCUCCUGGAGAAGGACAUUGACGCCGUCAACGGCGCCUCGGGCAAGAAGGAGGGUAAGACUCGUCUCCUCAACAUUGUCAUGCAGCUGCGCAAGUGCUGCAACCACCCGUACCUCUUUGACGGUGCCGAGCCUGGACCCCCUUACACCACGGACGAGCACCUCAUCGACAAUGCAGGCAAGAUGUUGAUCCUCGACAAGCUCCUCAAGUCGAUGAAGGCCAAGGGCUCGCGCGUUCUCAUCUUCUCGCAAAUGAGUCGUGUUCUCGACAUUCUCGAGGACUACUGCCAGUUCAGGCAGUACAACUACUGCCGUAUCGAUGGUAACACGUCCCACGAUGACCGUAUCACUGCGAUUGACGACUACAACGCGCCCGACAGUGAAAAGUUCAUCUUCCUCCUUACCACGCGUGCCGGUGGUCUUGGUAUCAACCUUGUCACUGCCGACAUUGUCGUCCUGUUCGACUCGGACUGGAACCCUCAGGCCGACUUGCAGGCCAUGGACCGUGCCCACCGUAUCGGCCAGACCAAGCAGGUCUACGUCUUCCGUUUCAUUACGCAGGACGCCGUCGAGGAGCGCAUCUUGGAGCGCGCUACGCAAAAGUUGAAGCUCGACCAGCUCGUCAUCCAGGAAGGUCGUGCUCAGCAAAACAGCAAAGUCGGUUCCAACAAGGACGAGCUCCUUGACAUGAUUCAGCACGGUGCCGAGAAGAUUAUCAACAGCUCUGCCAACAUGAUGAUCGACGACGACAUUGAAGAGAUUAUCCGCAAGGGCGAAUCCAAGACCAAGGAGCUCAACUCCAAGUAUGCUGGUCUCGACCUCGACGCGCUCAACAGCUUCCGCUCUGAGAGUCUCAUCAACACUUGGGAGGGCGAGGACUUUGCCCACAAGCGCAAGAGCAUGAUCUGGAUUGAGCCUGCGAAGCGUGAGCGCAAGGGCAACUACUCGAUCGACCAGUACUACCGUGACAACAUGAAGACCACCGUGUCCAAGCCCGACAAGCCCAAGGUGCCCCGUCCCCCCAAGCAGGUCCACAUCAACGACUUCCAGUUCUUCCCUCCUCGCCUUGUCGAGCUCCAGAACCGCGAGUACGACGCCCACCUCAAGGCUCAAAACUACACUGUCCCGGCGCGCGAGCCCGAGGACGGUGAGACUGCCGAGGAGGUCGAGGCGGACCGCAAGGAGGAGCAGGAGCGUAUCAACAACUCGGUGCCCCUCACCGAGGAGGAGACUGCCGAGAAGGAGGACCUCGCCGAGGACGGCUUUGGCGACUGGCAGCGUCGUCACUUCCACAACUUUAUCAGGGCCAUGGAACGUUACGGUCGCGAGGCCCUUGACAAGGUCGCGCAGGAGGUCACCGACAAGACCGAGGAGGACGUUCGCGCAUACGCUGCCGUCUUCCUGGAGCGCUACACCGAGAUCAAGGACGGCGAAAAGUACAUGGACCGUGUGCGCUCGGGCGAGGAGAAGCUGCGCGAGCAGGCCGACAAGAUUACCGCCUUGCACAAAAAGGUCAAGGGCUACAACUACCCCAUGCAGGAGCUCAAGCUCCAGUACGGCCAGAACAAGGGCAAGUCGUACUCUGACGAAGAGGACCGCUUCCUCCUUGUCCGCAUGCACCACCACGGCAUCGACCGCGACGACUGCUACGAGCUCAUCAAGCGCGACGUGGGCGAGUGGCCCCUCUUCCGCUUUGACUGGUUCUUCAAGUCACGCACGCCCGAAGAGCUCCGCCGCCGUGGCGCGACCCUGCUCCUGUGCAUCAUGAAGGACUUCAAGGACGAAGAGGACAAGAAGCCCAAGGGCGGCAAGAAGCGUGCCUUUGACGACCUCAAGUCGGGCGGCGCGUCGCGCGACACCACCCCAAGCACCGUGGGCGACAAGAAGGCGAAGAAGGCUAAGAAGUAG